Messenger RNA from Clonostachys byssicola, 2124 nucleotides. The record is from the annotation of a GenBank genome assembly. Lineage: Eukaryota; Fungi; Ascomycota; Sordariomycetes; Hypocreales; Bionectriaceae.
UCUCAUUCUGCCAUGGAUUCCAUCAUUAGAAACCAGACUACCUUCGCCCAAAUUUGGGCCCUUGAAGAAGCAACCUGCAGCCCACACACUGGAAAUGAACGACCUCCUGGCUACGAUGCCAUGCUUCAAAGCCGGCGCCUUCUACCAGUCCACGAGCGGUACAGCGAGAUUCUCGAUGUGUAUCAACAGUCUCAAAUCAUGAUACUAUCGGGCGAGACUGGUUCGGGCAAGUCAACUCAAGUCCCCCAGCUGCUCACCUACGAUGAGCAUCCCAGUGGUCUCCAGGUUGCAUGCACCCAGCCACGACGACUUGCCACCAGGGAACUUGCGAGCCGAGUAGCCGUUGAAAUGGGAGUUACACUGGGUGAGGAGGUUGGGUACAAGGUCCGGUCUGAGCAGCGGUUUGACGAAAACGACAAGAAGACCCGGCUCGUCUACCUCACGGAAGGUGUCCUCCUUCGCCAACUCAGUCAUGACAGGAACUUAUCGGCGUAUGCCUGCGUCAUCAUUGACGAGGCCCACGAGAGGAGCCUCAAUGCUGACCUGUUGAUGGCAUUGUUGAAAAAGGUGGUCAGUCGCCGCAAGGAUUUUAAGGUGGUAAUCAUGUCAGCGACGAUGGAUGCUGCUUUUUUCCAACGCUACUUCAACAAUUGCCCGCUGGUUCAAAUACCAGGACGGAGGUUUCGAGUUGAGACCUUCCACGUGGAAGCCCCGGUGUCAGACUACAUCGCUGCCGCUGCUGCCCUUGUGAUGCAGAUCCAUAAAGGUUCGGAGCCGGGUCACAUCUUGGUCUUCCUUCCUGGAAAAAGUGAAAUUGAAGAAGUAUGCAAGCUACUCGAUGACUUUGAUCAGAACCUGGAAGUCCUCCCCUUACAUGGAUCGCAAUCGAGUUGCGAACAGAGCCAAGCUAUCAACUGCCCUAGCGCAAACCGGAAAUGUAUCGUGUCAACGAACAUCGCAGAGACUAGUCUAACCAUUGAUGGGGUUGUGUUUGUUAUCGACUCUGGCCUGUCACGCCAAAUGAUUUUCAACCCACGGGGUCGCAUGAACAUGCUCGAGCUACGAAGCAUAUCCCAAGCAGCAGCAGCGCAACGUGCUGGCCGUGCUGGACGGACAAGAAAUGGCUUCUGUUACCGGCUUUACACCAGAGAGGCUUUCAAUCUCAUGGAACCAACAACUGAACCAGCUAUCCGCCGCGAGGCAGUUGACUCGGUGAUUUUAGACCUUGUCAACGCGGGCUAUCGCAAGAUCGCAGAUUUUGACUGGAUCGAUGCCCCUCAUCCUGAGUCUCUCUUGAGAGCUGUCCAAGACCUCAAGGAUUGGAAGUUUCUAAGAACCGAUGGCAAGCUCACGACGGUAGGCAAGCUUGCCGCCAUGUGCCCACUGGAGCCAAUUUGGUAUCGAGCCAUUGAGAUUGGGGCAGAUCUUGGUUGCUCCACGGACAUCGUUGACAUCGCUGUCCUAUGCAGUUCGCAGAAACCGAUUUUUCUUCAACCACUGGGGAUAGUUAGGGUUGCACGCGCGGCUCAAGAGGCCUUUAUGCGUCCUGGGUCAGAUCAUCUUACUCUGCUGAACGCCUUCAGAGCCUUUAUGCACGCUCGUCGCUCGUUCGAGGGACAGGAAGAUUCGGAAAUGGCUCUUCGUCAUUGGUGUUUGGUGAAUUUUCUGAGUAUGGAAGCACUGGAGGAAGUCCGCUUGGCUCGCCAAGCAGUUGGCAGUUUUCUACACACCAACACCAAGCUUACACUAUCUUGCGCCUCAAUCACAGAUGAGACAACCAUUCCGAAGACAUUAGCAAUUGCUUUCUUCACUCAUACCGCCAUCCAUCGCACCGGUGACGAAUACCGAACAGUCCAUGAGAACUUUCCCGCGCUCUUGUCUCCCGAUAGCGCUUUGGUGGGUGCCAACUAUGAAUGGGUUGUUUACACGGGUUUUCUCUUGUCCGGAGGGAGGCAGUGCUUACAACAAGCCACUGCAAUCAGUGCAGCAUGGAUAAUGGACUUGCCUUUCUUCCAAGAAGCUCGCCUGCCCAAGAGGAGAGAUGGCACGUUCAGACAGGGAUCUGUCCAAGAGGCUCUGGAACGCGCCAGGUCUUCUACUCAAGCUGCCACUGAGACAAAAUAA